AUGCUCAUAAAGAAAACCAAUGCUCGAUGUCCAUUAAAACUUAAAACUUUGGGCUUCCUUGUAUUCAAAAAGAUAGCUUUAUUUUCUUUUUACAAAAAUUCUUUGGAGAUUUUUAGAUACUGUUGGAAUGAUGACUUUAUUGAAAAUCUUUGCAUUUCUAAAAUUUUAUUUGAUAAUGAUAGCAUAAACAUUAAUUCUGAAUACAAAUUAGAUUGCAAUUAUAAACACAACAAUAAUAAAAGAUGUGUGAAUUCUCAUACCACUAAAAUCAAUGUUUUUGUUAAUAUGCUGCUAAAUGGCUAUCCUUUGAAUGACAAAAUUGGAUUUUUGGUAACAGCACAUUUAAUAAUCUCGUUAAAAGAAAUUGCUUUGAUAUUUAAUAUAAACAAAAAACAAACUCAACAGCUUUUAAAAAUAUCAAAUUAUAGGUUAAGAAAUUUUCUUUCAGCAGAACUUCUAAACCCGGUAGAAAAUUCCAAAAAUCUGAAACAAGUUUUCUUAAAAAAUAAGAAAUCUAAAAUUAACCAAAAUGAUUCUUGA
Ascoidea rubescens DSM 1968 is the source of this 540-nucleotide messenger RNA. RefSeq lists its product as uncharacterized. The transcript has 2 exons. The record is from RefSeq and is a predicted model, not a curated record. The coding region runs from base 1 to 540 and encodes 179 amino acids. Lineage: Eukaryota; Fungi; Ascomycota; Saccharomycetes; Ascoideales; Ascoideaceae.